Molecule: messenger RNA, 1170 nt
Organism: Clonostachys rhizophaga
Lineage: Eukaryota; Fungi; Ascomycota; Sordariomycetes; Hypocreales; Bionectriaceae
Source: the annotation of a GenBank genome assembly
AUGUCCUCCGCACUGUCUGCCGAUACAACGGCUAAGCUGUGUAAUAUCAUAGAUGAGUAUACAUCUGGAACUAGUAACCGCAAGAUCCCGGGUCUCAUCUACACAGCUUUUCGGCGCGAUGGAACAAGCAUCUACCGACAUUGCUCUGGCACCGUCGGCAUAAGGUACAAUGAGCCUAUGUCCUUUGACACCAUAUUUUGGCUGGCUUCCUUUACGAAGAUGGCUACCUCAGUUGCCUGCAUGCAGCUGGUGGAACAGAAUGUCUUGCGGUUAGACGAUGCUGACCAGAUAGACGGCAUCUGUCCGGAGCUGAGAGACGUCAAAGUUUUGACACGCGGGGCUUCAGGGAAGUUUGAAUUGGUUGAGAAGAAGAGAAGAAUAUCACUUCGCAUGCUCCUGAAUCACACAGCUGGAUUUGGUUACGCCUUUGAAGACGAUAAUCUGGCCGAUUUUACCAGGCCGAUUGGAUCGGAUGAUUUUUCAGGAAUAUCGGUGGAAAAGUCCAACAGACCACUUGUGAAUCAACCCGGAGAGAAGUUUCAAUACGGAACAUCAAUGGACUGGGUUGGAGUAAUCAUUGAACGUACUUCUGGAGUAUCGCUGGACACUUACUUCAAGGCUAAAAUUUUCGAGCCUCUUGGAAUGAAAAGUGUGACAUUUCAUCCCUCUGCUGAGGCCAAGGCAAACCUGGCGUUCAUGCACAGGAGGCUUCCGAACGGAAAGCUCACAUAUGCGGAUCACCUCUAUCAGCGCCCUCUGGUAGAAGAGAACGUUCCUUGCGCGGGAGGCCAUGGAUGCUUUGGAAAACCAGCAGAAUUCGAGCGACUUAUAUCACUCUUGCUGAACGACGGAACAGAUCAGAUCUCAGGUACAAAGUUAUUGGAACCUGAGACAGUUCAAGAGAUGUUCAAGGAUCAAAUUCCCGACAAGCCGCGAUUCAGUAACGUUUGUGUUCCGGUGGCAAAACCCGAGCUGGCGAACCCGACUCCUCUCAACCCAAUGCCGGAUGAUCACACCGAGGGCUGGGGAUUCUCCUUUUCCAUUAGCCAUUUCGCAGAGCAAACGGGUCGAGCCCCAGGGACGGCAGUUGCUGGCUGCCGCGACAGCCAGAUUGCGAGGCGCUGGCCUCGCUGGCUGCAAGUGGUCGCUGCAGCCCGACCUCAGCUGUAG